GGAGAAUGCGGUGGCGGCUCACCACUUCUAGUUUUGGUAAAUUCGAAAUCUGGCGACAAUCAAGGUCAGCGUAUGAUCCGAAAAUUCAAGCGAUUGCUCAAUCCAGUACAGGUUUUUGACAUCAUCACCGCUGGACCAGAUUUUGCUAUCUCUUUGUUCAGGCUUUCUUUCUUUGAUUCUCUCGAUGGCUUCCGUGUUCUGGUUUGUGGAGGCGAUGGCACUGUAGGAUGGGUACUGGGCGCGUUCGAUCGUCUUGGAUUACAUAACAAGUGUCAAUUGGGCAUUUUACCGCUUGGAACAGGAAAUGAUCUAGCUCGGGUCCUUGGAUGGGGACACGCGUUCUAUGAUGACACUCAAUUGCCUCAGCUUGUACGAACAUUUGAAAGAGCCCAUACAAGGAUGUUGGAUCGGUUUGUUCGCGAGAAUAGUUUAUGGAUUAGCAAUUUUUUUUGA
Strongylus vulgaris is the source of this 453-nucleotide messenger RNA. Lineage: Eukaryota; Metazoa; Nematoda; Chromadorea; Rhabditida; Strongylidae. The record is from the annotation of a GenBank genome assembly.